Molecule: messenger RNA, 345 nt
Organism: Symbiodinium pilosum
Lineage: Eukaryota; Dinophyceae; Suessiales; Symbiodiniaceae
Source: the annotation of a GenBank genome assembly
AUGGGAGCUUCUCCAGCAGCGCUUCACAGCGUCGUCCUGGCGCUCGCGAAUAACGGUCUGCUACUGGAGGGCUGCGCCACACUGUUGGCCCAGCACCAUGCUCUGUUGGCAACCGAGGAGCUUGCCUCCUGUGUGGCUGCCGUUGGAGACCAGGGCCACGAAGGACCAGAUUUGGUCACAGCCUGCAAGCACCUUGCGGGCAGAGGUGCGGAACUUGCAUCGCUCUCCUUCAAUCGUCUGCAGGCAUUGGCGGUCGCGGCAACCAAGUCCACAGCGUUGUCUUUUUGCAGUGCGCCGGUGGUGGAGGCAGCGGUCCAGGCACUAGGCCAGUGGACGGCCAGCGAG